GGCGGGGCGCGGACUACGCUCGCCAGGGUGCUGCGGGCGCCGCCCCGCGCGCAGGCGCCGGCCCGGGCGGGCCGGGUUGUUUGUGACGGCGUCACCGGCGGCUGCGGCCGCGGCCCCUCGUCCGUGCCGGGCCCCGCGAGGGCCGCGCUCAGUGUGCUUUGAAAAUGUCUGAAAAUUCCAGUGACAGUGAUUCGUCUUGCGGCUGGACUGUCAUCAAUCACGAGGGUUCUGACAUAGAGACAGUGACCUCGGAAAAUGGAAGCACAAAUGACAACCAUGAGUUUGUUUCAGAAGAAUAUGUUUCCUUGCAGGAAGAGGAGCAGGCAAUUGAUGUGCAAGCUCAGUGCAGCAAUGAUGAAGAGAUCCCAGCAGUAGAUAAUACUCUAUCUGAAUUUGAGGAAACUCAGACAGUUCCAGAGGGAAAUAAAGAAAAAGUUCCUGAUGAUGGGUCCUGUGUUGGAACUAUUAGUGAUGAUUCUGACAUUGUUACACUUGAAGCUCCAAAACCAGAAGAAACUCAGAGUCAGGAGGAAGCUCCAGCUGAUGGUGAAGAAGCUCAGAGUUCAGAGGAUUUUAACAUGGGUUCCUCCUCUAGCAGUCAAUAUGCAUUUUCCCAUGUAGAAACUGUUUUCUCAUCCCAGGCCAGCCCCGAGGAGUCCAGCAGCGAUGAAACCAGCAGCCAGAGCAGCCCGGCCGUGCGCAAGCGGCGCCCGCGGAAGCGCGGGGUGUCGGGCUCCGAGCCCGAGGAGGCGGCCCCGGCGGAGCCCGAGGCGGAGCCGCCCCGGGACGAGCAGCAGCAGCGCCAGUUCGGCAGCGGCCUCAACAGGUGCAUCAUCCUGGCGCUGGUGAUCGCCAUCAGCAUGGGCUUCGGACACUUCUACGGUACAGUGCAGGUCCAGAAACGGCAGCAGCUGGUGACAAAGACACGUGAAUUAAAAGAUCUGAAAGAUGACCUUUACCAGUGCCAACAAGAGCAAGGAGAUCAAGUGCACCACAAAGUGGGGUCACUCAAGGGAGAUCUUGCCUCAUGUUUGACCUUUACUGAUGUGGAGAAGAAAUCCUUUGAUUCUCAAAAAAAAAGUCUUGCUGCAGAAAAUCAGCACCUAAGAGAAUCUCUAGAGAAAGAAGAAAAAGCUUUGGCCUCACUUCAGGAAGAAUUAAGGAAGCUAAGACAACAAAUUAGAAACUUAGAAGAUAAAGGUAGUAGCACUGAAUCUAUUGUAAUAGAAAAUCAGAAACUAAGGGAGCAUUUGGAAGAGGAAAAGCAAAGGAACAGCAAUUUUCUCAGGCAAAAGGAGACACUCUUUGCAGAGGCACAGAUGCUAAGGCGAGAACUGGACAAAGAACGUCAUGUUACAGAAGCUCUGAAAAAAGAACUAGAACAGUUAAGUUCUCGUCAAACACCUGACAGUGCUGCUGGUGAUGAUGAUGAGACAUUAAGAGAAAAUCAAGAAAUAGAAACUCUGCGAGGAAGACUGGCAGAACUAGAAAAAAAGCUGAAUUUUGAGCAACAACGCUCUGACUUAUGGGAGAAGCUGUAUGUUGAAGCAAAAGACCAAUCUGAAAAACAAGAAAUUAAUGAAAGUGGACAAAAGAAAGGUGCUAAAGGGCAAAGUAAGAGUAGAAAGAAAUCAAAGGAGACAUUUUUUGGCUCAGUUAAAGAAACUUUUGAUGCUAUGAAAAAUUCCACAAAAGAGUUUGUAAGACACCAUAAAGAAAAGAUUAAGCAGGCUAAAGAAGCAGUGAAAGAAAACUUGAAAAAAUUCUCUGAUUCUGUAAAGUCUACAUUCAGACACUUCAAAGAUACCACAAAAAACAUCUUUGAUGAAAAAGAGAAGUCAUCAAGCGAUAGAAGAUACGAGGCAAACAAGAAAGCUCGAACUUUUUACCGAGACCAUAACUCCUACGAGAAUCUGAAGCACAUGCAUUACAGGGGACCUCACAUGCCCAAAGAAUCCAGAAAUGGAAGGAAACAUCAUUUUACAGCAUUUGAAAAAGAUUCAGAUUCCCAGAAAUGUCUCAAUGAUCAUUUGUGUAAUAGAAAACAUCAGUUUGCCCUAAAGGGCUGCUCUGGUAUUUUUGAAUGUGCUCAUCAAGAAUUCCUUAGUCUCUUUAACAGAGUUUCAGAUCCCAUCAGGGUGGAUGAAUUUAAUCGGCUAAUGAGAAAGUAUUUGCAGCAAGUUGUACAUAACUUUCAUCACUGGAGAGAACUAGAAAAUUUCAUCAAUAAGUUUUUUCAUAAUGGAUUGUUUAUACAUGACCAGAUGCUGUUCACUGAUUUUGUUAAUGAUGUCAAGGAUUACCUGGAAGAUAUGAAGGAAUACCAAAGUAAUAAUGAGAAGGUUUUUGAGGAUUUGGACAAAUACGUCUACAGAUACUACUUCCAUUAUGAUAAUUCACCCCAGUAUGGACCCAGUCGACCUAAAAGACCUUUUACACAAACUGAAAAUUCCAGACAUGAAAAACAAGCUCAGAAGUACCAACACCGUAAUAAAAGAGAAGGUAAAUGGCAUAAACAUGGUCGCACUAAUGGAAGACACAUGGCAAAUCUUGAAAUAGAAUUGGGGCAACUACCCUUCGAUCCAAAAUAUUGAGUAAUUUAUUGUAAAAAUUAAGAUUAAAAUUCACAUGCUCUCUGGAAACUAAUUGUUUUUCAACAAAGCAGCAAAAUGCAAGGUUUUUUUUUCUGAAUAAUUUGAUUUUUACACAUUUUUGUUAACAGGCAGAAGUCAGGCUUUCUGAUUUGCAUAUUCUGUACCGUUGCUUUAACUGUUCUUUGGAAGUAAAGAUAGUUUGGGUGCCAGCAAUAUUGUUGCAGAAACUAGGCAUGCCAUGACCUGUGUAUGAAAAAAUGCUUAAUUGCAUUCCAUUAGUGUAGUUAAAGCUUGAGCCAUGCAUAAUGUACCAACUACUAACUCCAAUGUUUAAUAUACUAACUUCAUCUCAUCCUUCAAAAACUAGAUCAACAUUGUGGUAAUGUAUUUGUUAGUGUUUUGUAACCUUAUAUUUGCUUCCUGUCUUUGGGGGGGUUCAAGAGCCUGUUGAAUUGUGAAGAAUUUGCUGUGCUGCAUUCUAAUCAGCGUGCUGAUUUAAACACUUGAAAUGUCUUGCAUAUCUGCAUAUUGUAGAAGAAAAAUAAAAGAGACAUUGUGGGUAAAA
This is a messenger RNA of Haemorhous mexicanus (house finch), 3159 nucleotides long. It is a transcript of the gene CCPG1, whose product is annotated as cell cycle progression 1. NCBI's taxonomy places the organism in Eukaryota, Metazoa, Chordata, Aves, Passeriformes, Fringillidae. Bases 165 to 2594 code for a protein of 809 amino acids. Gene Ontology annotation, cellular component: membrane. The transcript is spliced from 9 exons. The record is from RefSeq and is a predicted model, not a curated record.